UCCACGUUUCCUCGCCGCGCCGCGCCACGCCACGCCACGCCGCGCGCUCUCCUCGCCUCGCCCUCGCGUGUCGCGCGCUCUCCUCGCCUCGCCCUCGCGUGUCGCGCGCUCGCUUCAUAAGCACCACCACCCCCCAGCCGCGCUCGCCGGCGCGCGCCCACCUAGCUUCACCAACCCACCCAGCCAUGAAGAAUGACGACGACGUCGAGUCGCCGCUCCUCGCCGCCGCCGCCGACGCCGACCACCACGACGUCGACAACAGCCACCCCGCCGCCGGCUCCUCCUUCGCCCUCGCCUGCGCCGUCGCCGCCUCCCUCACCUCCAUCAUCUACGGCUACAAUCGGGGCGUGAUGAGCGGGGCGCAGAAGUUCGUGCAGCUGGACCUGGGCGUGAGCGACGCGGAGAUCGAGGUGCUCAUCGGGGCGACGAGCAUCUACUCCCUCGUCGGCUCGCUGGCGGCGGGGUGGGCGUGCGACCGCGCGGGGCGCCGCCGCACCAUCGCGCUGUCGGCGGCCAUGUUCCUCGCCGGCUCCGCCGCCACCGCCGCGGCGAGCGGCUACGCCGCGCUCAUGGCCGGCCAGCUCGUCGCCGGCGUCGCCUGCGGGUUCGGCCUCGUCGUGGCGCCCGUCUACAUCGCCGAGAUCGCGCCGCCGUCGUCGCGCGGCUUCCUCGCCUCCAUCCCCGAGAUCGCCGGCAACUCCGGCAUCCUGCUGAGCUACAUCGCCGACUUCGCGCUCGCCGGCCUCCCCAUGUCGCUCAACUGGCGCCUCAUGAUCGGCAUCGGCGCCGUCCCGCCGCUCUUCCUCGCCGCCGCCGCGCUGCUCGCCAUGCCGGAGACGCCGCGCUGGCUCGUCCUGCACGGCCACCACGACGACGCGCGCCAGGUGCUCGUCCGCACCACCGGCGGCGACGCCGCCCUCGCCGAGCGCCGCCUCCAGGAGAUCGUGUCGUCCGUCAAGGAGAGCGCGACGAAGCAGCAGCUGUCCUCCGCCGCCGCCGCCGGCGGCGGCGGUGCGUCAACGGGCGUGUGGCGCGACAUCCUGGUCCGGCCGACGCCGGCGGUGCGGCGCGUGCUGUUCGCCAUCCUCGGCCUGCAGUUCUUCCAGCAGGCGUCGGGCGUGGCGGCGAUGGUGCUGUACGCGCCGCGGGUGUUCAACCACGUCGGCGUGACGUCGGAGCGCGCGGUGCUCGGCGCCACCGUCCUCCUCGGCGCCACCAAGACCGCCUCCAUCGUCGUGCCGCUCUUCCUCGCCGACCGCCUCGGCCGCCGCCCGAUGCUGCUCUCCAGCGCGGGCGGCAUGGCCGUGUCGCUCCUCGUCCUCGGCUUCUCCCUGCGCGUGUCGUCGUCUUCCGGCUCCGGCUCCGAGUGGUGGGCGGCGGCGACGAGCGUGGCGGCGGCGGCGGCGUUCAUGGCGACGUUCUCGCUGGGGUUCGGGCCGGUGAUAUGGAUGUACGGGUCGGAGAUCCUGCCGCUGCGGCUGCGGGCGCAGGGCACGGGAAUCGGGACGGCGGCGAACCGGGUGAUGAGCGCGGCGGUGGGGAUGAGCUUCAUCUCGCUGUACGAGGCGGCGGGCAUGGCCGGCACGUUCUACCUCUUCGCGGCGUGCUCCGCGGCGGCGUGGGUGUUCGUCUACGCCUGCCUCCCGGAGACCAAGGGGAGGAGCCUCGAGGAGAUGGAGGCGCUCUUCGACGCCGCCCACCCAUCCUCGCCGCCGCCGGCGUCGUGAUCGAUCACGCGCGCGCGGGAAGACGAGGUUUUGUGUGGUCGUCGCCCUCCUCGCCGGCGACGGCGCCGCCGGCGUCGUCGUGAUCGGGAAAAAGGUUGUAAAAUGUGGGAUAGGGUGUGGUAAAUUGGUAAUUAAUUAAGGAAUGCAGUAAGCAGGAUGGGUAAAUGUUAAUUUGUUGGUGUGUAAUAUAAUUUUUAUGGCAAGGUCACCACCAAGAUCAUCAGCCAAUGUUUGUAAUGCUCUCCAUGAAACGAUAGGGAUUACAGUCCAAUUUUGUCUCUUCAAGCAUACUAUACAAUAUUUCCAUCUUUUAGGUCGGUCAA
This is a messenger RNA of Oryza sativa Japonica Group (Japanese rice), 2050 nucleotides long. RefSeq names its product probable polyol transporter 6. The record is from RefSeq and is a predicted model, not a curated record. Gene Ontology annotation, cellular component: membrane. Gene Ontology annotation, biological process: transmembrane transport. Gene Ontology annotation, molecular function: transmembrane transporter activity. Lineage: Eukaryota; Viridiplantae; Streptophyta; Magnoliopsida; Poales; Poaceae.